UUUGCCGGCAUCGACGUCUCCAAGGACUCCCUCCACGUCCACAUCGCACAGCACCUCAUGGACAACGACGGGCCCUUCCGCGUCUUCUCCUUCGAUCACAAGGGCUUAUCCCUCUUGAAAGCAUGGCUUCUGGAGCACCACGUCCAGCACACCGUCUUCGAGGCCAGCGGCGGCUACGAGAACACCCUCCGCGCCUUCCUCCUCGAGCACCACCUCCCCUGCACUCGCCUCCAGCCCGAGCGCGCUCGCGCUUUCGCGGUUGGCAUCGGCGCCAUCGAGAAGACCGACAAGCUCGACGCCAAAGUCCUGGCGCGCAUGGCCUGCGUUCGCACCCAGCACAAGGAGGUCUUGCGCUCGGAGACUCAGCGCGAGCUGGUGACCUUGAUGGACUUUCGCCUCCAACUUCGCGAGGACCUCACGCGCCUCAAAACGCAACGCCAGAAACAAACCAAUGCCUGGAUCAAGGAGACGCAGGACGAGCGCAUUCGAGACCUCGAAGUCAGGCGAGAUGCGCUCGACAAGCGCAUUCAGACGCUGGUGGAUGGAGACCAAGAGAUGAGCGCGCUGUGCGAGCUGAUGUGCCAGCUCAAGGGCGUCUCGUGUGUGACCGCAUGGAGUCUGCUGGCGUAUCUGCCCGAGCUCGGUGAGCUGAACAAGCGCGAGAUCGCCAAGCUCGUGGGCGUGGCGCCGAUGGCCAAAGAGAGCGGUGACUUUACAGGAAAGCGGAGAUGCUCUCGAGGGAGAGGGAAGGUCAAGGCGUGCUUGUGGAUGGCCUCGCUGAGCGUGGCGACGCAUGAAGAGCCAUUCAAGCAGUUCUAUCAGCGGCUCAAAGAGAAGGGGAAACCGCCCGCGGUGGCUCGUGUGGCGGUGUGUCGCAAGCUACUGACGGCGCUCAACGCCAUCGCUCGCGAUGGGGAGGCCUAUAAACCCGAGCUGCUCAUGCCCAGGCCUGGGUCGCUCGAAAAGGUCUCCUGA
Messenger RNA from Ostreobium quekettii, 975 nucleotides. The record is from the annotation of a GenBank genome assembly. NCBI's taxonomy places the organism in Eukaryota, Viridiplantae, Chlorophyta, Ulvophyceae, Bryopsidales, Ostreobiaceae.